AUGCGGAAUUUCCGUGCAUUGAGCCGCGAUCUCUCCCCGUUCUCCACCGUCUCCUCCGUUCGCGGCUUGGCAUUCGCCGUCCUGCUCCUCUCUCCCUUCCUAUCCCCCCCAUCCUUCUGCCGUCCCUUCGACUUCGUAGAUCCGUCGGAUCGUGGGAUCUUGGGCUUUUUGAAGGGGGAUCUGGAUCCCCCUUCCUCCCCUUCCUCCCCUUCCCCCCCUCAGCUCCCCUCAACCAGGGAUACGCCCUUGACGCCGUUACAGAGGCUUUUUGAAGGGGGAUCUGGAUCCCCCUUCCUCCCCUUCCCUCCCUCAGCUCCCCUCAACCAGGGAUACGCCCUUGACGCCUCAUCUCAUCUCCCUUCCGCCCCUUCUCCCCUCACCCAACCCCCCUCUCCCACCCUCCUCGCCUCCCCUUCUUCCCCCCCAGAACCAACCGUGCCCUUCACACCGCUACAGGGCUUUCUGAGGGGGGCGCGCGAGUGGCAGGUGCAGGAGAUGCGGGCGGGGCGGGAUGGUGCUAUCCGCGCGCGUGUGGUGGAUGAAAGGGCGCCCAUGGCCGCACUGGCCGCGGAUGGAGCUACUCCCGUGGUUAUCCGCGAAACCAACUACGGGUUCAGCACGUGCAAGGUGGGUGGCAAUGGGUGCAGAUGGGUGCGGUUGAGUGCGGGCGGGGCGGGAGGGGGUUAUCUACGUGCGUGUGGUGGAUGCGCAUAUGGCCGCGGAUGGAGCUACUCCUCUGUUUAUCCGCGAAACCAUGGGUGCAGAUGGGCUGAGCUAGAAUCCCAUAGCACCCCGGCAGGGGUGAGCAAGACGGCCAUUUGGUUUCGCCCGGAGCUGCUGGCGCUGGCAGCAAACAUCUCACCUCCCCCCACCCCACCUUCUUCCCCACCCCCUACCUCCCCCCUCCAGCGCCAGGACACCCCGGCAGGGGUGAGCGAGACGGCCAUUCGGUUUCGCCCGGAGCUGCUGGCGCUGGCAGCAAACAUCUCUGCCUCCAUGAAUGGAGGCAACUUUGAUGCCGUGCAUGUGAGGCGCGGCGACAAGCUGCGCCCAGAGUUCUGGCCGCACCUCGACCACGACACACGUCCCGACGCGUAA
Closterium sp. Naga37s-1 is the source of this 1098-nucleotide messenger RNA. Lineage: Eukaryota; Viridiplantae; Streptophyta; Zygnematophyceae; Desmidiales; Closteriaceae. The record is from the annotation of a GenBank genome assembly.